UUUGAAAACUAUAAGUGGAAUUUAAGAAAGUAUAAAGGUUCUAGGAUUUCUCUGUAACCGUUUCUCGUGCAACUGCACAAAUUCGUAUUUAGUUUAAUAACCGAACUUGUUCCAGAGAUACAAAUGCUUGUUGGCGGCACAAGUUUUAUGGACAGCUUGGACAGAGCCGGUUUGAAGGUGGAUUUGAGUGAUCGUGUAGUACUGUAGUAUGGGUGAAGUGGUAAUUAUUAGAGAGCAGGCUGUACUGGGAGUUGCUGUGUAUUAUUUUAUUUGGUCAUAAAAAGCAAAUGACAGACUGAGUGGAGGUGAAACAUCAACACACACUAUUUCCAGUUGGAGUUACCAGUGAGGCACUGCAAGACAUCCAGUUACAAUAAGAGAUCGUGAGGUAUGAGUUCAAGCGUGUGCUACCGCUGCAAUCGGGCAGGACAUUUUGCUCGUGAUUGCCCAGAAGGUGGAUCCGGUGGUGGAGGAUAUGAGCGCCGUGGAUCCAGCAAUCAACAGAAAUGCUACAAAUGCAACCGGUUUGGCCAUUUUGCUCGUGAGUGCAAGGAGGAGCAGGACCGCUGCUACCGGUGCAAUGGUGUUGGUCACAUUGCCCGUGAUUGCCAGCAGAGUCCCAGUGAACCAUCUUGCUACAACUGCAAUAAAACUGGGCAUAUUGCACGUGAGUGCCCAGAUUCUGCUUCAUCUGGCCCCUCUUGUUACAACUGCAGUAAAACUGGGCAUAUUGCCCGUGACUGUCCUACUGGUGGCAGUAAGGCUUGUUAUAAGUGUGGGAAAACAGGUCACAUAAGCCGUGACUGUGACCAAGAUACAAACUAGAGCUACCUCUAAUUUGCAUUAUUCUGAAUUUUCUUUGCACUCAGAUUUACAGCAGUUGAAUUUUUCAGAGGUAAUAAUAAACGAUUUGUCAUAUGGUCCAGCCAUCGGCUUAGUAGGGUAGAAUUUGUCAAGACUGGCCCAUUUUGAAUGAAGCAUUUUAUGUUCUUGUAGUGGAGUAAGUGCCUUGGGGUGCAGUCAGUUUUCUCCAUUGCAAGUUAGUUUUGAUGUUGUAGAAAAUCUACAUAAGCAGGCGAACCAAGUUAAAGAUUUUAAAGCUAAAAGUUAAAGCCUAUUUGGUGCACUGAUGUCAUUGAUGUGAAAUAAGUAUAUUGUCAGUUGUCUGCAGCUAGGAAUAGCUGUUAAAAAGUCAGCACUCUUUCAUCAAAAUUUUACUUUUACUCCUAUUUCUACAUUAUAUAGACAAAAAGGCAGGAAAAAUGCUUUGAGUUAGUGGCAGAGGCUAGUUUUGUAUUUGGAUGUUAACAAACCUGUCUGGUGAUGCCUUCUAAGGAGAGUGAGUGGCAAACAAUUGGAAAAACAGAAAUUAUUGUCUAUUGCUUUUAUUUUCCAUGUUACUUGUGUGACAGUCUUAAAGCUUGUCUAAAUCAUUACUCAGUGAAUAGGAAAGAAAUAAUACAAAUUGUUUAAAUAUUAUUCUCUUGGAAGAGAGUUUUGUCUCCAUGUGAUGUUAAUAAAGAGCUUCACAGCAAAA
Schistocerca cancellata (South American locust) is the source of this 1537-nucleotide messenger RNA. RefSeq names its product CCHC-type zinc finger nucleic acid binding protein-like. The record is from RefSeq and is a predicted model, not a curated record. Gene Ontology annotation, cellular component: cytoplasm. NCBI's taxonomy places the organism in Eukaryota, Metazoa, Arthropoda, Insecta, Orthoptera, Acrididae. Bases 391 to 825 code for a protein of 144 amino acids. Gene Ontology annotation, biological process: positive regulation of cytoplasmic translation. Gene Ontology annotation, molecular function: mRNA binding; zinc ion binding; translation regulator activity. The transcript has 3 exons.